Amphibalanus amphitrite is the source of this 4151-nucleotide messenger RNA. RefSeq lists its product as uncharacterized. NCBI's taxonomy places the organism in Eukaryota, Metazoa, Arthropoda, Thecostraca, Balanomorpha, Balanidae. The coding region runs from base 334 to 3297 and encodes 987 amino acids. The record is from RefSeq and is a predicted model, not a curated record. The transcript has 9 exons. Gene Ontology annotation, cellular component: cell periphery.
UGGCGCCGGGCGGCCGGUGACUGUGCUGUCCGCCCGCGGCGGUGCCUAGUUCACUAGUUGCCGAACUAUUUGUGAGAGCUGUGGGCCUCUUGUGCAAACGGUUGAUGGAAACUGGAACGAAAGGUGCUGGGCCGGUGGAUGGCCACUUUGGCACGGUAGUCAAGAUUGGCGUGCUGAGACUGCGGCGCUGUGACGGCGGAGCGAGUGAAGACGCAGUGAGUGUGACACGGUGAAGCGACGUGCUGAACCGGUGUCAGACGGAGACUGAACGGACAAACCCUUGAUCCGGGUCGGAUGCCUGGAUGAGGAGUUGCGGCACGUCGAGGGUGCUCAAUGGACCUCAGGAGCCUCCUGAUACUGUCCAUGGCUAUUCUGUACACCACUCGCACAGGCGAUGCUGCCAUUCGACGCUCGGUCAAUGUUCCAAAAUACGACCUGAAACAAAGGAAAAAUGCCCUGGGGACGACAGAAGCCGAGUCAGGAAUCUUAGAUGACAGCCAAGAGGCGUCAGGAGACGGCCUGGAAUCGUCAGGAGACGUGGAGGAGACGGUUCAGGAGACGGGAACCGUGGCAGUGUUUAGUGUGGAGUUUGAGCGAAGCACCGCCACCGCCCUGCAAAGCAACAUCACUGUGCUGAUCAAAUGGACACUGAGGACCUCGGAAAUCAGUGCCAGUACCACGCCUCUGGAAGAGCAGCUGGCCAGCCUCAGUGUCUCUCUACAACACAUCGCCUCAGGAGAGAUUGUCAGCACACAGCCAGUGCCGCCGCCGAAGCCGUCAUCCAAACCGGUGCCACCGCUGUCCGCUACGUUCCUCUGUGACUACGUGGAGCUGGGUGGACGAUACUCGGCGCUACUACUGACCAGUGGACGCCUCCUCGCCUUCAGUGCGCCACUGCUUGUUCGCUGGCCGCCGAUACUCGUCACCCUACCUUCGCGUGCCGAGACGCACACUUCCGUGGUGGCCCAUGUGAGAAAGUUCAAGGGACUGUGCGCGGCGAGGUCGAAGAGCCAGUUGUCCGUCACGGCGCAGCUGGUGGUGUCCAGGAGGGGGUGGGAAGAGGGAAGUGUCGCCGUCUCCGAACCUCUUCUAGGCAGUGUUACGGACCGUUUUCCUCUGCAGCACUUCUACGCAAGGAUACACGACAUUCGAAUACCGUGCGAUCGUCUGGAUAGACAGGGGUUCUUCCAGCUUCAGCUGGUGACCAACUCUUCAGACAGCUCGCUAAUCGCUUGGAGUAACGUGACACGAGUCGAGUGGAACCGGACUUUCAAGCUGUACGCUCGAGGUGAGACCGGUGCCAGUGUGUUUCCGUGUCUGUCGGGUGUCGAGGUGUACUACAGACGUCCGAAGUGUGGAGCUGUCUCGGGCAUGGUGCGUGUCGCGGGAGUGGAGCGGGCCGCAGUGGAAUCGGCCGUGCCGCCCACCACACGACACUACGUCGGCGAGCUGAGAGUGGCAGACUACACGAGCGCCAUGUCCUUCCGCUGCGACAUGUUCUCCGAGCGCUUCCAGGAGUACUGCUUCUCGUACGUCACAUUCGGCUGGAACGGAUCCGUGCACACCGUGAAGACCGUCUGCCUGUCCACGCUGAUGCCAAUACUGCGGACCGACGGCGGGUUUGGUCCGUGGUCUCCAUGGUCUCCCUGUCGGACCAGCUGUGGGGCCGCCUCCAGCGUCCGGUAUCGCUUCUGCAACUCUCCUCCGCCUCGCAACAACGGUGCCUACUGCCAGGGUGAGGGGAUCCAGGUCCGUCGGUGCGCCCUCCCGCCGUGUCCCACACCGCCGGUGACGCUGUCUCCAGUCCAGAAGGCGUACGUCAGUCCCACCUGUAGGUGUGGAUGUGACGUGGUUCUCUCCAGAGGGCAGAACUACAGCGUGGCGGCAGCGACAGGUCGCUGUCCGGCCGCCAGCCUCUGGAGGUUUGAGACGACCGAGGGUAACGUGCUCUCUCUCCACGUCUCCUACUUCCUGCUCAACACCAGCUCGGAGCGACUUUAUGCGCGCGACGGACCGUACUCCAACUCUGAGCUGCUGGUGGGUGGACGCGGAGCGGCACUACCGCCACCUGUGGUCAGCAGCGGGAACUUCCUGCUGCUGGAAUACAUUGGAGGACCGGCGAGCGCCGCACAUCCGGCUGGAGGGUUCCUGGCGUCAGUGGCGGCUGUUGCGUCUAACCGGAGUGGCGGCGUCCAGCUGGCGAUGGCUGGAUCGAAGCGGCCCGGCCUCCCCACUGUCGGAGUCCUCUCCAUCGCCCUCCUGACCGUGAUACUGGUGGUACUGCUGGGGGCGGCCUUUUACCACGCCUGGCAGGCCCGGCGAGUUGCCAGGUCACAUAGCUGCGAGUCACUGUUCAGCAGUGCUGACGAUGCCGACGGCGGUGGUGGCGGCGGCAGCGGCGGCGCCGGCUGGGCAUCUCUCCACACCUCAGUCACCUCCAUAGCAGAGUCUACGGUGAUUCUGCGUCUGCGUCGUGGCCCGAGGAGAAAACGACCUCCUCUUCGCACCUCGAGCUGUGACCGUCUGCUGGCGGCGGACUGGCAUCGCUCGAGCAAUGCCUCGGCGGGGUGUUCCCUUCCCAGCUCUCCUGCCACCGAGAGACGGCGCCUGGCCGCACGAGUCAGCCGCCUCGCGGGGGAUAAGAGGCCAGAGGCGAUUCCUCUCAGCUGUCUGAAGUCGACCAGGUGUCGCUCGCAGGCGCUAGAGAAGAGGUCUGAGGCAGAGGACUCGCCCGAGUCAACUGAGAAGUACCGACCUCACACCAAACCAGCGUCAAAGCGCUGGAAGGACCGAGAGAACCGGCGCCGUCUGCUGGUUCGGUCAGAGUCAGCCGACACGCUGAAACCCACCGUGUCGGAGUCAGCGCUGAGCUCAGCAGUCAGCUCAGCGCUCAGCUCCGCGUCGACCGCCGCGCUGAGCACGGCAGACCAGGAGCUGGAGCUGGACUACUACGACUACCACAUGGCCAACGCCUCACUCGCUCCCGGAUCCAUCUUUGGCAUGGACCCUCUGCAGCUGAGCUUGUGCGCGUACGACUUUGACGUCACACCCACCGAGGAGCUGGAACUGGGAGAGAUGAGUGAGCUGGGUACCACUGAGGCCACCCAGGUGACUGAGGUAGCUGCAGAGGGUGCUGCUACUGAUGCUGAGCUCACGGAGCUCACAGAAGUGGCGGAGGAGGUGACCGAUAGGACGGAGGUCGGUGAUGAUAUUCAGUUCGCUGAUGACACAGACGAUGAGGGAAGUCUGAAGGACGAGCAUGACUCUCCAGCGAGUGUUUUGGAGGAUAAAGAGUGAAGUGUUGAGCUGGUGAGUUGAGAUACUUUCGGAGAUCUCACAGGUGCGCGUGUGAGGUAAGAGCCGAGAGGCAAGUAGCACUGUGUAAAUGAAUAGGGUUGACGUUUGACAAGGAUAUGUAUGUGAUGUGUGUGGAAGCUAAAUGGAGCACCGAUCAUAUACAAGCUGUGGAUGUGCGCCACUCGUAACUUGCGUUGCGAAUGCAGUUCACCAAACGGCGAACUUCAUAUCAGUAGAAAGUGAAUGGACACAUAUCACUUAAAAGUGCGUGCGAUUUGCUACAUUGAAAGACUCUCGUUCAUUCUCUGAUAGCCAGAGAUAGAACCAUUUACAAAUGAGAUCAAAGAUCCCCAGGGAUAUCAUGCAGUGCAAUAUACACCAUGACCUCUUAGAGCUUUAAUUACCAAAAGAUCACUCGCUUCGCUUGUUUGUUUUGUUAGGGCUGUGAUGGUUUCGACGCCGCCUUGGAACCUUCUAUAUGUGUAGAUAUGUAUGAAGUUAAAUGCAUUGGUUUUUGUAUCAGCUCUUCUCUAAGCCAGUUACGUCUGUAUGCAUAUUGUAUAGAUAGGUGGUGUGUAUUAUCAGUUGCAAUCGUUGCUCAUUGUUUCUAGUCAAACUGGUCAUAAGCUGUUGCACUCACAUCUUAUCUAAACAGGCAAAUUUUGCUAUGAGCGCUAUGUAUCUACGAGCAGUAACUACUCGUAUUUUCACAUCAAUGUGUUCCAAUGGAUAAGAUAAUAAGAUAUCAACUGCCCAAGUUGCCUAAAUCGCCGAAGGGCGAAUCGUAAUCGUGAAUUUCUAUGUGUAUACGGUUGUGCUGCAAUGCAAUAAAUGUUGCUAAAAACUUUGUGAAA